This is a messenger RNA of Komagataella phaffii GS115, 1416 nucleotides long. RefSeq names its product Protein disulfide isomerase, multifunctional protein resident in the endoplasmic reticulum lumen. Gene Ontology annotation, cellular component: endoplasmic reticulum. Gene Ontology annotation, biological process: protein folding; response to endoplasmic reticulum stress. Gene Ontology annotation, molecular function: protein disulfide isomerase activity. Bases 1 to 1416 code for a protein of 471 amino acids. The record is from RefSeq and is a predicted model, not a curated record. Lineage: Eukaryota; Fungi; Ascomycota; Pichiomycetes; Pichiales; Pichiaceae. The transcript has 2 exons.
AUGCAAUUCAACUGGAAUAUUAAAACUGUGGCAAGUAUUUUGUCCGCUCUCACACUAGCACAAGCAAGUGAUCAGGAGGCUAUUGCUCCAGAGGACUCUCAUGUCGUCAAAUUGACUGAAGCCACUUUUGAGUCUUUCAUCACCAGUAAUCCUCACGUUUUGGCAGAGUUUUUUGCCCCUUGGUGUGGUCACUGUAAGAAGUUGGGCCCUGAACUUGUUUCUGCUGCCGAGAUCUUAAAGGACAAUGAGCAGGUUAAGAUUGCUCAAAUUGAUUGUACGGAGGAGAAGGAAUUAUGUCAAGGCUACGAAAUUAAAGGGUAUCCUACUUUGAAGGUGUUCCAUGGUGAGGUUGAGGUCCCAAGUGACUAUCAAGGUCAAAGACAGAGCCAAAGCAUUGUCAGCUAUAUGCUAAAGCAGAGUUUACCCCCUGUCAGUGAAAUCAAUGCAACCAAAGAUUUAGACGACACAAUCGCCGAGGCAAAAGAGCCCGUGAUUGUGCAAGUACUACCGGAAGAUGCAUCCAACUUGGAAUCUAACACCACAUUUUACGGAGUUGCCGAUGAGACUCAUUUGGUGCACUGGAUUGAUAUUGAGUCCAAACCUCUAUUUGGAGACAUUGACGGAUCCACCUUCAAAUCAUAUGCUGAAGCUAACAUCCCUUUAGCCUACUAUUUCUAUGAGAACGAAGAACAACGUGCUGCUGCUGCCGAUAUUAUUAAACCUUUUGCUAAAGAGCAACGUGGCAAAAUUAACUUUGUUGGCUUAGAUGCCGUUAAAUUCGGUAAGCAUGCCAAGAACUUAAACAUGGAUGAAGAGAAACUCCCUCUAUUUGUCAUUCAUGAUUUGGUGAGCAACAAGAAGUUUGGAGUUCCUCAAGACCAAGAAUUGACGAACAAAGAUGUGACCGAGCUGAUUGAGAAAUUCAUCGCAGGAGAGGCAGAACCAAUUGUGAAAUCAGAGCCAAUUCCAGAAAUUCAAGAAGAGAAAGUCUUCAAGCUAGUCGGAAAGGCCCACGAUGAAGUUGUCUUCGAUGAAUCUAAAGAUGUUCUAGUCAAGUACUACGCCCCUUGGUGUGGUCACUGUAAGAGAAUGGCUCCUGCUUAUGAGGAAUUGGCUACUCUUUACGCCAAUGAUGAGGAUGCCUCUUCAAAGGUUGUGAUUGCAAAACUUGAUCACACUUUGAACGAUGUCGACAACGUUGAUAUUCAAGGUUAUCCUACUUUGAUCCUUUAUCCAGCUGGUGAUAAAUCCAAUCCUCAACUGUAUGAUGGAUCUCGUGACCUAGAAUCAUUGGCUGAGUUUGUAAAGGAGAGAGGAACCCACAAAGUGGAUGCCCUAGCACUCAGACCAGUCGAGGAAGAAAAGGAAGCUGAAGAAGAAGCUGAAAGUGAGGCAGACGCUCACGACGAGCUUUAA